CUUCCUCCGGAAUCCAGAUACAAGUUACAACACGAGCUAGCGGAGACCAAAGCAGCGAAUAGAGAAAGGAGCGGAGAGAGAAAAUGUCAUCAUCGUCGAACGAUCCAAGGCAACCAUCGGCGGCGAAGCCAUACAGCAGAGCUCCUCAUGAUCUUCCGCCGGAACUUCCCGUCGAUUACUCCGGCUUCAUCGCCGUCAUAUGCGCUGUUGCUGGCGCCAUGUUCAGAUAUAAGUUGGGAUCUUGGCUUGCUAUAGUCUUUUGUGCUCAAUCAUUGGUGAACAUGAAAAAUAUGGAGAAUGAUCUUAAGCAGAUUUCCAUGGCCAUGAUGUUUGCUAUAAUGGGAUUGGUGACGAAUUACAUGGGGCCACGACCGUCGAUUUCAAAAACUUGAUAGUUUUUUUUCCUUGCUUACACUACAACUUUUGGAGAUCUUGUAGCAUCAGGAAGCUUUACUUUACUGUCACACUCAUUUUCCGUUUAGGUACAUUAAAUCAUUGUUGCUUGUUGAUUAUAUUGCCAUAUGAGGCGCAAUGGCCCCUUUUAUGCAACUGUUGCUCUACGGGCGAGUUUGACUGGAAUGGGAUAUUCUCAAUCUUGAAACUAUUGAAUGAAUUGUGUGUAGUUCUAAUUUCUAAA
Molecule: messenger RNA, 637 nt
Organism: Beta vulgaris subsp. vulgaris (sugar beet)
Lineage: Eukaryota; Viridiplantae; Streptophyta; Magnoliopsida; Caryophyllales; Amaranthaceae
Product: protein Asterix
Exons: 3
Coding region: 84-392 (102 amino acids)
Biological process (GO): protein insertion into ER membrane
Cellular component (GO): endoplasmic reticulum membrane
Molecular function (GO): protein folding chaperone
Source: RefSeq, a predicted model, not a curated record